AUGGCUACUACGUUCACACCCCCUCCAGAUGCUCUGCCUCUCCCCGAAAUUCCUGACAACCUUACUAUCCCGCAAUUCAUAUUUGAUACUGCACAACCUACCCGUCCAGCUCGGCCAGACAGUGUACCUUGGCUCAUAGAAGAUCACUCUGGAAAGCGCAUUGGCCUGGAUGAACUUCGCCUCCGCACAACCGGCCUCGCAAAUGCUCUAAGUUUGAAAUGGGGCAUCCGCGAAGACAGCGUUGUCUGUUUAUUUAGCCCAAAUCACGUUGAUUACCCAGUCUGCGUCUGGGCCGCUCACACCCUCGGCGCGAUUGUUACUCCAGCCAACCCAUCGUAUACUGCACCAGAGCUUCUUUAUCAGCUCGCAACCGUGAAGGCUUCGAUAUUAUUGGUUGCCUCUGAAUCCUUGUCAACGGCUCUGUCUGCUGCAAGGCAGGCAGGCUUGUCGGAAGACCGCAUCAUCGUUAUUGAGCCAUCUUGCGGUUCCCGCUUUCACGGACGACACGAAACCUUAUCUAACCUCAUUGAUUUUGGCAAUGAAAAACCCCUGAACUUUAUCGAACGCAGACUCAAUCCUGGCGAGGCGAAGACAAAAAUCGCAUUCUACAGCUUUUCCAGCGGUACAACAGGUACCCCGAAGGCAGUGGUGAUUCCGCACUACUCGGUUAUCACGAAUAUCAUCCAAAAGGCUGCUCAUUAUCGUAUCACCGACCCGGCAUUCAGGGAAGAGAGGCAUAUGAAUCCUGGCGACGUCGCAUUGGCAGUCUUGCCAUUUUUCCACAUCUACGGGCUUGUAGUUGUGCUUCAUUAUAUGAUAUUUUCCGGCUGCUCGCUGGUCGUGAUUCCCAAGUUCAAUUUCACGGAAUUCCUCGAAAGCGUUGUCAAACAUAAAAUCACUCGCCUAUUCGUGGUCCCACCACAAAUUGUUCUGAUGUGCAAGCAUCCGGCGACGAAGAACUACGACCUUACGCAUGUCAAGUUGAUUGUGUCUGGGGCGGCACCGAUGUCGGGAAAGUUAAUGCAAUCACUAAGCAAGGUUUGUCCCAACGCAGUCAUUGGUCAAGGCUAUGGAAUGACCGAGACAUGUACGACUGUGUGCCAGAUAAGUGCAUCUCAGCGAAUGGGAGCUGUAGGUAGUGCUGGACAGCUCGUUCCCGGAAUAACCGCGCGUGUUGUUCGCGAGGACGGAACACUGUGCAAAGAGGGGGAACGAGGGGAGCUCAUGAUCACCGGCCCAUCCAUCCCGUUGGGGUACUUGAACAAUCCCAAAGCCACUCAAGAGACAUUCGUGGAUGGUUGGGUUCGAACAGGCGACGAGGUCGUCAUCAAGGACUAUGAAAUCUACAUCGUCGAUCGGAUAAAAGAGUUGAUCAAGGUGAAGGGAAAUCAAGUUAGCCCAGCCGACCUUGAAGGACAUCUCCUUCUCCAUCCAGCCGUCGCCGACUGCUGUGUCGUCAGUCUACUCGACGAAUAUAACGGCGAAGCACCUAUGGCGUAUGUCGUGCUUCGCGAAGACGCGAAAAGGCGCCUCGCAGGCAAUCAGCAGGCUGAAGAGACAUUGCAGAAUGUUUUGAAAAAGCAUGUUGCUGACCACAAAAUUGCGUACAAACAUUUGACGGGAGGAGUUGUGUUUGUUGACGCGAUUCCGAAGAAUCCGUCUGGCAAGAUCCUGCGGCGCGUGCUCCGAGACGAGGCUAGGAGAAAGUAUACUGUAAAAUCCCGUCUUUAG
Messenger RNA from Mycena indigotica, 1731 nucleotides. RefSeq names its product Phenylacetyl-CoA ligase. The record is from RefSeq and is a predicted model, not a curated record. The coding region runs from base 1 to 1731 and encodes 576 amino acids. Gene Ontology annotation, molecular function: CoA-ligase activity. Lineage: Eukaryota; Fungi; Basidiomycota; Agaricomycetes; Agaricales; Mycenaceae. Gene Ontology annotation, biological process: secondary metabolic process. The transcript has 14 exons.